Dalotia coriaria is the source of this 835-nucleotide messenger RNA. RefSeq names its product endothelial differentiation-related factor 1 homolog. Gene Ontology annotation, cellular component: nucleus. The transcript is spliced from 2 exons. The coding region runs from base 241 to 648 and encodes 135 amino acids. The record is from RefSeq and is a predicted model, not a curated record. Gene Ontology annotation, molecular function: DNA binding. NCBI's taxonomy places the organism in Eukaryota, Metazoa, Arthropoda, Insecta, Coleoptera, Staphylinidae.
CAUCAAACUCUUCAAAGUUUUGUAUGCAAUAUUGCACAAAUUGAUAAAAUUUUACGCCAUUAGUACUGCGCAUGCGCAAAUUGUAAAACAAACCAUUUCCUAAAUCGUCAAUCUGUCACACACCGCUGAUAUCAGUUCGCUUGCGGUUCCCACACGAGGAAACAGCAGAAACCACGCAAUACUACGCAAAAAUUACACUACUGUUUAUAACGUGCGAUAGGUCAUUGAUAAGCAUCGAUCAUGUCUACCAGCUGGGAUUCGGUGACAGUUCUUAAGAAGCGUCCAGUAAAAGGCUCAUCGCUCAAGAGCGAGCAGGCCGUCAAUCAGGCACGCCGGACUGGAGCUGCCGUCGACACAUCGCAAAAAUGGGGCGCAGCCAGCAACAAGCAACACGUAACGACCAAAAACACUGCCAAACUCGACCGCGAAACUGAGGAAUUGCGCCAUGAGGAAAUCUCAUUUGAUGUUGGCAAGACUAUUCAACAAGGCAGACAGGCCAAGGGGAUGACACAGAAGGAUUUGGCCACCAAGAUUAAUGAGAAGCCUCAAAUCAUCACUGAUUACGAGGCUGGCAGAGGGCUGCCAAACAAUGUUAUUCUUGGCAAGAUUGAAAAGGUGUUGGGUGUCAAAUUGAGAGGCAAGAGGUAAUCUCAUCUCUUGCAUCUUGGAUCUGCAUUGAAAAACAGGAUAUUUGAUUAAACACAUUAUUGGCAAUUGGCAAUUUACAAGUGUUUUCUAUGAAACAAUUUUUGCAUUCAACUUUUAUAUGGAUUAUUUUCAGCUAGCUGAUAUCUUCUUUUGUAAUAAUUGUUGGGAAAUAAAAGUUUAAAGUAAA